AUCCAUCGCCAUCUUCAGCUUGUUGUCUCCAAUGCACUGUAGCCGACUGGACCUCUUGAAGAGAGAUAGUCUUUUCUUUGCCAAAUAGUGUGGCAUCUUUUAGAUGCUCGAAAUACUUAGGUACGGAAUUCAACAAUAUGAUGGCCUUAUCUUCAUCAUUAAGCUUUACUUCGAUAUUGAUUUAGAGUUUUAUUGAGUUCUUCAAUUUGAUCCUAAAGGAAUAAUUUAGAAUAUAACAAUUCUGUUUGAUGUAUAACAAAUUGGUGUGGGAUUUCUUCAUGUAUCUUCCAGAUUGCUGGAGCAGUUGUCUCCUUCGAGACUUCCCUUAAUACCUUGUCACCGAGACCAAGUAUAAGUGCAUUAUGAACCCUUUCCAUCAAAUUGAUUUUAUCUCCUCCGGCAGACAACUUUUCCCUUGAAGCGCAGCAAAGAGACCUUGCUGCAUUAGCAUGGCCGCCAUAGACCCAAGUCAUUCUUGCCCGUGAAUUUCUCAGCUUGAAAACUUUGUCUUCAAUCUAUCCCGCCGAUAUCACUGUCCGUUCACACGGCACCAAGAAUGAACCCACCCAAACGAGAAGGAAGCUAUAUCUCCUACCUCAAACCUCUCUUUUCUUAAUUUGUUUUCACUCUUCUCUCUCGCAUCGCACACAGGAAUGUGAGCUUAGAAUAUAUCAGAAGAACAAUAGCUGCUGCCCGAGGUCAACUCUGCGUAAUUUUACAUGCAAGUCCCUGAGUUUUAUACAUAUUUUAUAGACACCCCUCACAACCUAUCUAAUUAAUACUUUACUUACAGAAAUCUCAAUUGGAGUUGGGAGAAGUUGUGAUCUGGAUGAAUUUAUAUUUUGUCAAAUCCAAAGUCGAAAUUUGAGGUAUAACUGUAAACGAAAGGAACUACUAAUUUAUUUACUUUUUAAAAUUCUUUCACUCACCUACCUCUGAAUCUCUUUCCCACCAAACUAUGGCCUUAACCACCCCUCACUGCCCACCUACCCUCCAUUUUGUGUGUGUGAGCAAUAGGAAUUGCUGAGAGCAGAGAUGUCAUCAAGUUCAAAGAGUGUGAUUAGAUGCAAAGCUGCGGUGGCGUGGGCGGCGGGAGAGCCGCUGGUCAUAGAGGAGGUGGAACUGAGCCCGCCUCAGCCACUCGAGAUCCGCAUCAAAGUCGUCUGCACUUCGCUUUGCCGCAGCGACCUCACCGCUUGGCUCUCGCAGGCACAACCUCAAAUAUAUCCUCGGAUAUUUGGCCAUGAAGCAUCAGGGAUUGUCGAGAGUGUGGGUCAAGGAGUUACUGAAUUUGAAGUGGGGGACCAUGUACUUACCUUAUUCACUGGAGAAUGUAUGAGAUGCAGACCUUGUGCCUCAGGAAAAAGCAAUAUCUGCCACACGCUUGGCUUGGAACGCCAAGGCUUAAUGCACAGCGACAAGAAAACACGCUUCUCAUUAAAGGGAAAGCCUGUAUAUCACUACUGUGCUGUUUCGAGCUUUAGUGAGUAUACAGUUGUGCACUCUGGAUGUGCUGUGAAGAUUAGCCCAAUCGCACCAUUAGAUAAAAUAUGCCUUCUAAGUUGUGGAGUCGCUGCAGGUUUAGGUGCAGCUUGGAAGGUUGCAAAUAUCUCAGAAGGAUCAACAGUCGUUGUUUUUGGCCUUGGAACUGUUGGUCUUUCUGUUGCACAAGGUGCAAAACUGAGAGGAGCAUCUAGAAUAAUUGGUAUUGACACAAAUCCAGAGAAGAGUGAAAGAGCUAAGGCUUUUGGAGUAACUGACUUUCUGAACCCAAAUGACCACGAUCAACCUAUCCAACAGGUUAUUAGCAGUAUUACAGAUGGUGGUGCAGACUAUGCAUUUGAGUGCGUGGGAGACACUGGAAUGAUUACUACUGCUUUACAGUCAUGUUGCGCUGGAUGGGGUUUGACUGUGACCCUUGGUGUGCCCAAAGAGAAACCAGAGGUAUCAGCUCACUAUGGGCUAUUUCUCUCUGGAAGAACGCUAACUGGAUCACUUUUUGGUGGAUGGAAACCAAAAUCUGAUCUUCCUUCACUUGUUGACAUGUACCUGAGGAAGGAAAUUGAGAUUGACAGCUAUAUAACGCACAAUCUGAUGUUUGAAGAUAUAAACGAGGCGUUUGAGUUGAUGAGAGAAGGAAAAUGCUUGCGCUGUGUCAUCCACAUGCCAAAGUAGAGUUUUCUGAUGCAACCAACAGACUGAUCAAGUUACUAGUUAAGACCAUUUUGAGCUCAUCGCAUUAUUAUGUUGGAACAACAAUACAGGUUUGGGUGCUUUUGUAUUUAAUGGUUCCCUCUUGAAAGGCAUUUAAAUUUCAAACGCUAUUGGUUUGUUUUACUUAGCUGUCUGGCUUCUAAAUUAUCAAUACAUUAGUUGGAAAUGCUGUAGCCUGUUAAUUGUUAAUGGACGAUAUGAUGAUACAUAUUGUAAUUGUUUGGGUUCAAAUAUUGAUCAACUAUAUUUGUAGAUUCGGCAAA
Salvia miltiorrhiza (redroot sage) is the source of this 2477-nucleotide messenger RNA. Its product is annotated as alcohol dehydrogenase-like 6. The transcript has 10 exons. Bases 1036 to 2175 code for a protein of 379 amino acids. Gene Ontology annotation, molecular function: zinc ion binding; S-(hydroxymethyl)glutathione dehydrogenase [NAD(P)+] activity. Gene Ontology annotation, biological process: formaldehyde catabolic process. The record is from RefSeq and is a predicted model, not a curated record. Gene Ontology annotation, cellular component: cytosol. NCBI's taxonomy places the organism in Eukaryota, Viridiplantae, Streptophyta, Magnoliopsida, Lamiales, Lamiaceae.